AUGACGCUUUCGCCUCCAGUGACGGUUUACGCUCAAAGGUCAAAGUUUACGAAAUAUUUCAAAAUGGCGGCGCUCACGUCCUUGCUUCUUAAAUCCAGACCGGGCACGCUGCUGCCCUGUCAACCCUUCUGGGUGGUGUCCACGAGGGAUGCAUCCAAAAAGUCAGGAGGGUCUUGUAAGAAUCAAGGGGGAAAGAGUCCCGGGCGCAGAUAUGGGUUCAAGCAUGUAAAUGGAAGUUUUGUCCAUGCUGGUAACAUCCUAGCUACACAAGGAGCUAUGCGCUGGUAUCCAGGAGCACAUGUUGGCAUUGGAACCAAUAAGACUCUGUUCGCUCUUGAAGAUGGCAUUGUCAGGUUCACCAAGGAAGUGUACGUACCGUCUCCUCGCAGCCAGGAAGGAUUGUCUGUGAUAAAGCUCCCAAAUGGUGCAGUGCUUUAUAAGACUUUCAUCAAUGUUGUCCCAACCAAGCAACAGGGGACCUUCAAACUUGUCGACAUGGUUUGAGACCUGCCCUACCUCCGUCUGCACCCUUUUCACAUCUGAUUUCGAGAACAUGAGUCAUUGGCCACUUUCUUUCCUUCUUUUAGUGUCACAGUUUUGUCUGGAUCUUGAGUUGCUUGGAAAUUGGAGAAUCCCUAUCUUAUUUUAUGUUAUGUUAUGGAAAUACAUGUUUAAGCUGAAUUUGUAAAUAAAAUGAAGUCCUAACAUACAGUUCCAUCAGGCUCUGUGAAAUUUUAAGAGUCAUUCCACAGUAAAUGGACUAGGCUGCUGGAUCUGUUCCUUCAGAAUCCAUUCAUUUUUAAUAUGCAUGUACCUUGCCUAUCUGUAAAGACUCGAGACUGGAGACUAGAAAGAGUAGAGCUCCAGAUUCCAAAUAGUUGUUGAGAAAUAAAUUAUCAAUGAUCAUGCAAAAUGGUUGCCUUUUACUGAGGCGUGAUUGUCAGAUGUCUGUAUCCCUCAGUUAUUCAUACUUUAAAAACAUGCAGUCUGUGCAAAUGGUUAUAGAAUGGUUCAAUAGAGGAAAAUCUAAUGUGGGCAUAUUUUUUUCAGCCUCAUUCUUUCAUAAAUUCAUUGAGAUAUAUAUACAGCUAACUUGUGGAAAUGGAUAUCAUAUCACCCUUACAUAACUCCUUGUUAAAAUGACAAAAUGUUUUAUACUGUUAUAAUGUCUACUUGAAACAUAUAUCCUAGUCUUUGUCCACUAGAGUCUGCUGGUCUGGUUCAGUGUUCCAGAAGAAAAAGGACACUGUUGCAAACCUCUGCCCUGUUUUAAACCAAACACAAAGCUUUUUAAUAUAUGAUUGUUUUGGGGAUGUGCAAGAUUAUAUUUCCUAUGGUUUAUAGCUGUGAAAUGUCACCCCCCCCCCCCUUUCCUGUGUUCAAAGAGUGUAUUGCAUCAAGAUAUGGUCCAUAGUCAGGAUUAAGAAUACAUUGAUUUGAACCAUGAAGGAAUUCCAUAUGGAUGAUAACCUGGUGCAAAUAUCAACAUUAUAUCACUAUGCUUUAUUUGUGAAUGUGUCAUGAGUGUACAAUUUUGCCCACAUGACUUUUCAUUCUUGAAGAAUUUUGUUAAUUUAAUUUUUAUACAUACUACAUUCAUAUUUGGGACAAAAAUGUACUCUGUGUGUGUUCUUUGCAUUCAGUAUAGUUACUGUAAAUUAACUCAUUUUUAUUUCAGUCAUAUUUAUUUCAGAUAAGUGUUAAUCCCCAAACUGGCAGCCAAUUUUGGAAUAUCUUUUGACCCCUGUAAACUAUGCAUGAUACCAUGUCUAAAAUUCAGUUUUAUUGAUCUUAAUACACAGACCGCCUGAAGGACAUUUGAAUAAAAUUUGAAAGCCUGUGAAACCCCUAAAUACUGGUUGAAUUGUGAUGGAGGGAACCUCAAAUAAGACCAAAAUAUGUCUAAGGUUUUAUUGUAUUAUUUUAGAGGUUUGAAAUAUUCUUAAUAGAAAAAUAACUUGAACAGAAGUUGCAUUAGGCAUUAUGAAUGCUCAGCAUUUUUAGUUGUCUGACAACAGGGAACUAAUUGGUUUAAGUAGCUACUGCUUUGUUAUUUAAAACAUUUUGUUUAUAUGAUGGCUUUUUUUGUUUGUGGUUUAAUCACUUAUUGCUUAAUUGAGAGGAACAAACUGGUGAAGAGUGCUCCCCAUGACACCUCGUUUGGAGGCCUGUUUUUCAUUUGGAAUGGUCUCAGAGGCCUCAAUGCUUGUCUGAUCUGUGGGGUUACCUUUAUGUUCCCAAAGGAGAACUGAGGAUUACUUAAAAAACUUAGUUCAAAUCUGUUAGUUGGAUUUUGAAAUGGCUACAUGGAAGACCUCAUUAGUGCCACUGUCUUCUCACUGUGACUUUGUUGUUCAAGUGCUUAAUGAGAAAGUCUUUGUAUUAUCCCCUGCUGGGGUGUUUAGGGUUGUUAAAUGGCAAUUUAAACAGAUGUUAAGAAAUAAAAAGCAGUCAAUGCUGUGUUGACAUAACAAACAGUCAGGAAAUAUGCUGUCAUUCACCCUGCAUUUUAUUCAAAAGGAGUUUUUCUGAUCUCUUUUCAUACUGAAGUUUUAUUUAUUUUGCUUAAUCUCCAUGGUUUAUAGUCACUUAAUUUACAUUUCUGUUCGAUUUUUCUGCCAAAAAACAAAAAAAAAAAAAAACCUUGUAGCGAAAAGUUGAAAAUGCCUGUUGAGUGUUUGAUUUUAGAAUUGUAUUCCCAAAGAUGUGCAUAAGUUCCAAAAAUAAAGACCUGAAUGAUUUCUAGGAAACUA
Anguilla anguilla (European eel) is the source of this 2753-nucleotide messenger RNA. It is a transcript of the gene mrpl27, whose product is annotated as mitochondrial ribosomal protein L27. The transcript is spliced from 4 exons. The record is from RefSeq and is a predicted model, not a curated record. Gene Ontology annotation, cellular component: mitochondrial large ribosomal subunit; ribosome. NCBI's taxonomy places the organism in Eukaryota, Metazoa, Chordata, Actinopteri, Anguilliformes, Anguillidae. Gene Ontology annotation, biological process: translation. The coding region runs from base 1 to 504 and encodes 167 amino acids. Gene Ontology annotation, molecular function: structural constituent of ribosome.